GGUAUCUGGAGUGUCUCGGUUGAUGGGAGAAACGCACAGAGCCAAGUCCAGUCUCCUAACUGAAACCUCAAGGAGCUGGGGCGGAACCGGAGCUGGGCACCUGAGCUCUGGCCACCAGGGACUCCAGGAUCCGUUUUAAUGGAGGGGCAAGGACCUGAGCUGGGUGGAGGCAGCCCUUCAGAGGGUCCCGCUGGAAGCCAGUUCAGCAGCACCAGGGCGAAGGAAUGAGCAGGGCCAGGUUGGAUGCCACUCUGAUCUCCUAGCCUGGCUCUCUUCCCUUCCACCCCUGGCCAGGGCCUGCUGGCAGGAUGCUGGGGCUCGCUGCGCAGGUGGAAAGCACAGGGUGCUAAGCUUUGCCGGGGAAAAGCGAGCAGCAAGAUGAGAUACCAGGAGGGCUCAAAACAGGCAGGAGACCCUUAGCCAGCCCCAUCUGCAAUCCCAUGGCUUUUCUGGACCAGCGGGCAUCACCCACCCAAGCACAAUCCAGCAAGACACAGACAAGGGUGCCAAAGUUGGUGCAGCUGAGCAGCAGGAUGGCCAAUGUAACCCAGCAGCAUCGGGAAGUGUAAAUGCCCUUGGAGCAUGGACUUGUCCUCUGGGGCUUGGCAGCUGGUGAAGAAGCCAGCCAGAAUGUGAGUCUGUGGGCUGGGAUUGCUCCCUCUUUGCUGGCUAAUUCUCUCUGAUUACUCUAGGGGACCCAAAAUAGGAUGGAUGAUGGACCUGUGAGGGGAGGUGCCGUGGGCGUUGACACCAGUCUCCAUGGAGCCUUCACUCCCUACCCAGUGGGUGUGGAAUUCCUCCAGGCCAGGAAGGCUUCUCCAUACAUCCCAGAGCACCAUGCAUCCCAAUUCCACCCUGGACACCAAGACCAGGGACGUGGCCUCAGAAUCCAUUGGGCUCUUCUUCAUGCUCUUGAUUGACCUGACGGCCAUUGUGGGCAAUGUGGCCGUGAUGACCGUCAUCAUUAAGACACCAGCACUGAGGAAGUUUGUCUUUGUUUUCCACCUCUGUCUGGUGGACCUCUUGGCAGCCUUGACCCUCAUGCCUCUGGCCAUGCUGUCCAGCUCCGCCUUCUUCAACAGCACCAUCUUCGGUGAGGCCAUGUGCCGUGUCUACCUCUUCUUGAGCGUCUGCUUCAUCAGCAUGUGCAUCCUCUCCAUCUCGGCCGUCAACGUGGAGCGCUACUACUAUGUGGUGCACCCCAUGCGCUACGAGGUCAAGAUGACCGUUGGCCUGGUGGUCUGCGUCCUGGUGGGGGUGUGGAUCAAGGCGGUGGUCAUGUCCAUGAUCCCUGUCCUGGGCUGGCUCUCUCCGGAUCGUUUCAGUGCCUCCCCAGCCUACAGUGGCCAGAGCUGCUCGCUGCAGUGGAGCCAGAGCUCCUACUGCAAGUUCUUUGUGGUUUUCUUUGCCAUCUUCUACUUCCUCCUGCCCGUCUUGAUCAUCCUAGUGGUCUACUGUAGCAUGUUCAAGGUGGCCAGGGUGGCUGCCAUGCACCAUGGUCCACUCCCCACCUGGAUGGAUACACCGCGGCAGCGAUCGGAAUCCCUCAGCAGCAGGUCCACCAUGGUGACCAGCUCGGGUGCCCCUCGAAUUACCCCUCAGAGGACGUUUGGGGGUGGGAAGGCUGCUAUCAUUCUCCUAGCAGUCGGAGGGCAGUUCCUCUUCUGUUGGCUGCCCUAUUUCUCCUUCCAUCUCUAUUUGGCGCUGAGCUCUCAGGCUUUCCCGGGCCGGCAGGUGGAGAGUGUGGUCACCUGGAUUGGCUACUUUUGCUUCACUUCCAACCCUUUCUUCUACGGGUGCCUCAACCGGCAGAUCCGUGGGGAGCUCAGCAGGCACCUCAGCUGCUUCUUCAAGCAGCCAGCAGAGGAGGACCUCCGGCUGCCCAGUCGCGAAGGCUCCAUCGAGGAGAACUUCUUGCAGUUCCUGCAGGGGACAGGCUGCAACACAGAGAGCAGGAACGUUGCCUCUCCCAAAAGGGAGCCACCCGGCGUUGAUUUCCGAAUACCUGGGCAGAUUGCAGAGGAGACCUCGGAGUUCCUCGACCAGCACAUCACGGUCUCCGACAGCUACAUCCGGGCUGCGCCCACGCCAAAGCCCGAGCCAUAGCAGACCUUUGCCCUUGACAACCUAGUCUUUCUGAUGUGUGGAAUAAUGCAGAACCCAGCUGUCAACAGGGCAUGAUUUCCUAAUAAACACAACCGUGGCAACUGACAUAUCCUCCCUCCACCUGAGCGCCCACGCUGACAAGCAGCUGGUUCUGGUGGCUGAGUCAUUUUGGCUGGCUAAGAUCAAUAUCGUAGCGUUUCUAUGAUUUGUCCCUUUUCCACUUGAAGCCGAAAUAGCCUCUUGGGUUAAAAAUUCCCUGGAAUUUCCAAUUUGUCCCUUAACCGCCCCCUCUGGUUUGUCUCCCCAUGGCAAAGGGGACUCUAACGCAAGGAGCCCAUGUGACGCAUGAGCGGGGCAGCCGCAGGGCUAAGUCAUCCCCACUGGUUGGCCCCCUCAUGGCAUCUUUGAUCACUGGCGGAGACUUAGGAACAGCUGGUCGUGGGGUCGUGUCUGAUCAGAGCCAGGCUGAACCUGAGCCUUCGCCCAUCACACGGCCCAAGCUAGGGGCACGUGGGAUCCAAGCUGCAUUUAUCCACCCACCUUGUCUGCUUGGGUCUGGCCCUGCCCGUCUCUGUCAACCAAAACGUGGGAAGGGUUUAGGUCUGGUAAGACCUCAGUGGUCAGGCCUUGGGCUUGCCGAACAAGGGAGUGGUUCCAAUCCAGGUACUAUUUAUUUGACCUGCCCCCUCAGUGCAGGGUGAUGGGGCGGGGAGAGGGGUUCUGAUUUUGUCUCAUCUCUGCUCUCGAGGGCCGGAGAGGAGAACGGCAUUCACAUCUCAGCCCAUGAACAAAGAUCUGCUCAGCCAACCAGCCUCAGCCUGCCGGGAUCUCUGGCAAAACUACCCCGGGCAUGGACAGAACUGGGACAGACCGGGCCCCUUGUAGUCAGCGAGCCUUUCCCAGCUGGGCUGGAGAAUGAGAAAUAGCCAGGAAAAGAGGCCUUGCCACCUUUGCCAUGGGAUUAUGCACUAACCUCAGCGAGGGGGUGUCCUGACCCCAGAGCCUGCAGGGGCUCGCUCUAGCUGGGAGCGCCCUCUCCAGGCGGGUCCUGCCUGCUGAGCUGGCGAGCCAGCACACCCAGCCGAGCAGCACCAUCUGAGCUCCGUCAUCACUGCUUCCCGAGGGCUAGGAUGCGAGGACGUUCAUUUAGGACGGUUUCAA
Messenger RNA from Dermochelys coriacea (leatherback sea turtle), 3267 nucleotides. It is a transcript of the gene GPR61, whose product is annotated as G protein-coupled receptor 61. NCBI's taxonomy places the organism in Eukaryota, Metazoa, Chordata, Testudines, Dermochelyidae. Gene Ontology annotation, cellular component: endosome; plasma membrane; signaling receptor complex. The record is from RefSeq and is a predicted model, not a curated record. Gene Ontology annotation, biological process: G protein-coupled receptor signaling pathway. The coding region runs from base 760 to 2106 and encodes 448 amino acids. Gene Ontology annotation, molecular function: G protein-coupled receptor activity. The transcript has 3 exons.